AGGGGGGGGUGGCAAGAGGCCAGGCUUUGGUGGCAUCAGGUUAGGGCACGCUGGCUUUCCUGAGAACGCCAAGGCAGGGGCCAGUGGGGGUGGCAUAUAAACCUCCACUGCGGGCGCCCGGCUCUCCUGCUUUCCUUCCCGAGUCUCUGUGCCUUCUGAUCCGGUCCAAGAUGUCUAGCCCCCUGGAGCAGGCGCUGGCUGUGAUGGUCACCACUUUCCACAAAUACUCUGGCCAAGAGGGCGACAAGUUCAAGCUGAGCAAGGGGGAGAUGAAGGAGCUCCUGCACAAGGAGCUGCCCAGCUUCGUGGGGGAGAAGGUGGACGAGGAGGGCCUGAAGAAGCUGAUGGGCAGCCUGGAUGAGAACAGCGACCAGCAGGUGGACUUCCAGGAGUACGCUGUGUUCCUGGCCCUGGUCACCGUCAUGUGCAAUGACUUCUUCCAGGACGCCCAGGGCCGGCCCUGAGCUCUCGGCUCCCUGUCCUCGGGCUCGUGGGCCCAGGAGGACUCUCUGCCCCUUUUAGUUUUGUAUUCAAUAAAUGUUUUUGUUUGUCGAUAA
Messenger RNA from Pteropus alecto (black flying fox), 557 nucleotides. RefSeq names its product S100 calcium binding protein A2 (gene S100A2). The record is from RefSeq and is a predicted model, not a curated record. Gene Ontology annotation, biological process: endothelial cell migration. Bases 171 to 464 code for a protein of 97 amino acids. NCBI's taxonomy places the organism in Eukaryota, Metazoa, Chordata, Mammalia, Chiroptera, Pteropodidae. Gene Ontology annotation, cellular component: cytoplasm. The transcript has 3 exons. Gene Ontology annotation, molecular function: calcium ion binding; transition metal ion binding.